AGAGGACAGAGGGACGGACGGAUUACCUCAGAAAGAUGAAGCCGUCUUCAGGCUGGUGGUUAGUGUCUGUUUAUCUCACAUGUUUCCAUCCGUCUCUCAUUCCCGCCAUUCAGAGGAUCAUAGUCAAUUACUCCUCUCAGAAUCUGUCCUCGGUCCCAGAUGACCUUAAACCAUCCACCGAGGACCUGGAUCUGUCGCUAAACCACAUCCAGUCACUAAACUGCAAAGACUUCAACACAACACCACGUCUGCGAUUCCUCAAUCUGUCCUGGAAUAUUCUGGAAAACAUCGACAGAGACACAUUCACAUCUACUCCAGCUCUGGAGAUGUUGGAUUUGUCUCACAACGGACUCCAGAACCUCUCCGAACAGCAGUAUCUGCUUCAUUUGGGAUGUUUGGAGCUUUUAGACCUGUCAUCCAAUCGGUUUUCAGCCAUGGCUUUAGGAAAGGAGUUCUCGAUGCUAAAACGCCUGCAGUGGUUGGGAUUGAGCGCCAAAUCAAUCAGCAUCCAAGACUUUACUCAUAUAUCCAAUCUCACCUUGAGAACACUCUUCAUCAAUGCUGACGGGUUAUUGACGUAUGAGGGGAAUAGUUUAGAUGACGUACACGCAGAAAAGGCAGUCAUCGCCCUUUCAAGUACUAACGUGGAUAUCGCUAUCGCUAAUGAUGUUUUUGCACGUUUUAAAGAGGUUGAAUUCACUAAGGUGGACGGCAAGAUGGAGGUAGUCCAGCAGAUGCGCAGUCGAGCACUCAUGCACACUGUUCGAUUGGAAAUCUCCAAUGUGAAAACCACAUGGGAAUUUCUGACAAGUUCGGUAAACACGAUACUAUCGUCCACCAUUCGUGAGCUUUCCUUAACAGAUCUUACCCUGACAGAAAUGAAGGAUGGUGUUAAUCAAUCCUCAACCCACAUACUGGAGUCAUUCUCUACAAAAAGAGCGUCAGUAACCACGUUCAUCUUUGACCAAAAAAUGCUGUAUGACUUCUUCAUAAACACACCUGCGAGGAAAGUAAGUCUAACCGAGUCGCCUAUAAUCUUUAUGACCUGUCCUGGGACGAUCAGCAAGAUCCAGGAGUUGGAUUUGUCUGAUUGCGCCCUUACAGAAAAAAUCUUCUCGGUUAAUCCCGAGACAGAAUGUGGUACGCUGGUAAACCUGACAAGGCUGGUUUUGAGGGGCAACAACCUAAAGCAUCUAAGUCCACUGACUUCAAGAAUUAACCUGAUGGACUCGCUCCAAUACAUCGACCUCAGUCAGAACACACUUACCUAUUCGGAGAAUCAAGGCAGGUGUUUCUGGCCUCCCAGAGUCCUUCAUGUAGACUUGUCUAGAAAUGGAUUCGACGAAGUCGUCUUCAAGUGUUUGCCAGAUUCUGUGCAAGUCCUAAACCUUCGGCACAACCGAGUGUCCACAGUUCCUGCAGACAUCCACACUUUCGAUACCUUGCAAGUCAUAGACUUAACAUUCAACCGCUUGCUGGAUCUUCCCACCUGCCGAUCAUUCCCAAGCCUACAGAAGCUCCUGAUAAGAUCCAACUCCAUCCAUUCUCCUGUACCAGGAUCCCUCAAGACUUGUCAACAUCUCCAAGAUCUCGAUUUGAGCCACAACCCUUUCAUUUGCACUUGUGCGUUGCGUGAUUUUGCCUCUCUGAUCAAUGCACAGGGAAUAAAAACCUUUAGAUCAACUCUCAGACAUUGGCCAGACGGAUACAGAUGCAGUUACCCUGAAUCCUGGAGCAACUCCACAUUGGAAGACUUCUACCUUCCUGAGAUCUCCUGCAAUGCAUGGAUUCUGGCUAUCACGAUUCUAAUCCCGACGAUCAGUUUGAUUGUUGCUGUUAGCCUUCUGUGCAAUCGUUUGGAUAUACCGUGGUACGUCAGGAUGAUGUGGAAGUGGACUCGCGCCAAGCAUUACUCUAUAACCUCGCAGCUUAAAAAGGAGGACGUGGAAAGGUUGCGCUUCCAUGCCUUUGUAUCAUACAGCCAGAAAAACGCAGGAUGGGUCAAAUCUCAAUUUCUUCCCAAGCUUGAAGGCGACUGUGGGUUGCGCAUGUGUCACCACGAGCGGGACUUCAUCCCGGGAAAAACCAUCGUGCAAAACAUCCUCCGAUGCAUCGAGCAGAGCAGAAGGUGUGUUUUCGUGCUGUCGUCUCAUUUCGUCCAGAGCGAAUGGUGCCACUAUGAACUCUACUUCGCCAACCAUCAGAAGCUAACGCGAGGGAUGGACAGCAUACUUCUCAUUCUUCUGGAGCCUCUGCCACUGUAUCUCAUUCCCUCAAAGUACUACCAGCUCAAGACCAUGAUGUCCAGACGCACUUACCUGGAGUGGCCACAAGAGGGAGCCAAGCAGAAACUGUUUUGGGCAAAUCUAAGAGCGGCUCUACAGGCUGAGCUUCCUAAUACGCCAGACAGAGAAGAAGAGUGAUUAGAGGAGAUUUGAGAGAUGCAGACCUGGUGCAGUGCAAUAUGAGCUGGAUCCAAUGCUUUUUAUUAGGCUCACCUAACCCCACCCCUCACAG
Messenger RNA from Danio rerio (zebrafish), 2517 nucleotides. It is a transcript of the gene tlr1, whose product is annotated as toll-like receptor 1. Lineage: Eukaryota; Metazoa; Chordata; Actinopteri; Cypriniformes; Danionidae. The record is from RefSeq and is marked validated. Gene Ontology annotation, cellular component: membrane; plasma membrane. Gene Ontology annotation, biological process: signal transduction; immune response; toll-like receptor signaling pathway. Gene Ontology annotation, molecular function: transmembrane signaling receptor activity.